CGCGCGAGUGCUUGCGAGCGAGUGCGCGGGUGCGGGUUUAUGUGCGGGGCGCCACGUCGGCAGAAGUGCAGAAGACGCGAGGAAGAGGAGGAAAAAGGAGGAGAGGAAGAGGAAGAGCGGCUGUUUGUGCGUGGCGCAGCCAGCGAAGCGGAGCCGACUUGCGGAGAGAGAAGACGCCGCGCGCGCCACGUGGAUGAGCUCCGGAGAGGCCCGAGGAGCAGCAGCAGCAGCUUAAAGCAGGCCGGCCACGGUGAGCCGCCUCCGGCUUGGAGCUGGUCGUUCGUCCCGCGGCUGGAGCGUCGGAGACAGUUGCAAGUUUGUGCUGCGACAGACCCAAAAUGGUCAAGAAUGUGAAUAACGCCAACGUGGAGCCCCAGCCCAGGACCGGCCUGGCCUCGGAUCAGAUGGAGCCCGGCUGCAGUGAGCCCGCACAGGAUUCACCCAAGGACCACGCGGCGGCGCAGCCCGGCAUGGUGUGGCGGGUCACCGGGGGCCUUUUCAACGUCACCAAGGGCGUGGUGGGCGCGGCCGUGGGCGGCGUGGCCUGGGUGGGCGGCAAGAGCCUGGAGAUCACCAAGUCGGCCGUGAGCGCCGUGCCCGCCGCCGGCGCGGGCCUCGUGAAGGGCGGCGUCUCGGCCGUGGCGGGCGGCGUGUCCUCGGUGGGGUCCACGGUUGCCAAUAAGGUGCCCUUCACCGCAAAGAGGAAGGACAAGGCGGAGUGAGCGGCGGCCCCCGAUGAAAACUUUCCCAAGGGGGGGGUCCAGGUGGUGCGUCUUCCUUUCCCACGCAUCAGAUGAUCAAUCCGCAAAACGUGUACCAAUCGUGAACUUGGCGCCAGGUGGCUCACACAGACGGAGAAACCGCAAGCGGGCGGCUGUGUCCAUCCAAUUGGCGCUUUUUCAAAGCGGACCGUUCUGCGACGUCCACGCACAAUCAAAAAUUUUGUUUUUUGUAUUUCCCCCUCCCACUUUUUUUUUUUUUGUUUUAUUUGCUUUGUCAGGUUCAAGUCAUUUUCAAUUUCACGCUAAAGAACAACCUCAUAUUAGAACGACCGAGGACUAUUUGGGCCACACUGACCAGGAAAUAGAUGCAAGUACGAAUAGUCAGUAAGAGGAAUAUUUGUCUGCGUGUUGGGUGGGACUUCCUAAACGUCUUGAAAAAUGCAAUUAAAAUUUUAAGUUCAACUUGUCUAAAAAAAAAAAAAAAAAGACCAUUUAGAUUCUGAUAUUAUGCUGUUUUUUUUUUUUCUUUUUACUGUAGGCCUUUAUACUUCUGUGGUUUAACAAAAAAUGUAUAUGAAGCUGUACACUCACAAGAAAUUGACAUUUCCGGAGGGUUAGGUUUUUUUUUUUUUUUUCAUUUUUUUGUUUUUGUUUUCCUCAUUAGAUAUUUUUUUUAAAAAAAGGAGAGAAAUCACAGUGCCUGACCAGUCAUUUGACAAGCUGAAGCAUUUCAAGGCGACGGCGGUGCGACGCUGGGAGCGAGCUGGCUGGAGUUGUUGCCCUCGAAGGGGGCUCGAGUGUGUCAAUUUGUGAAAGUGUUUUUUUUUCUUUCUCCAAUAUAUCAAUAAAGUAGUUUUGAAA
Molecule: messenger RNA, 1583 nt
Organism: Syngnathoides biaculeatus (alligator pipefish)
Lineage: Eukaryota; Metazoa; Chordata; Actinopteri; Syngnathiformes; Syngnathidae
Exons: 3
Coding region: 339-722 (127 amino acids)
Source: RefSeq, a predicted model, not a curated record